UUCGGCCGCACUCUGUUGUGCCCCCUCUGUGGUGCGUUGGUGUAGGGUGGGAAAAAAAAAGAGGAAGAAGGAAUAUGGUUUCAUGUGACGCUCCUCCCGCUGUAGCGGAUCUCUGGUAGAGGCUGGGAGGAAGAAGGAGGCUGCGUGGAUCGGUGCUCAACAAAACCGCUAGAUAACUGAACCGACCGCUUUCCUCGGCACCGAGCAAACGUAGAGGAGCACCGAGGAGACAUAAAUGGUGGAGGCCGUGGUGGAGUUUGACUAUGAGGCCCAGCAGGACGACGAGUUGAGCCUGAGCGUGGGCGACGUCAUCGUGAACAUACGGCGAGACGACGGAGGAUGGUGGGAGGGCGAGCUGGGAGGUCGCCGGGGGCUGUUCCCCGACAACUUUGUGCGGGAGAUCAAGAAAGAAGCAAAGAGAGAUGGAGGACAGGCGAGUACGGUCAAAUCGGACCUCUCCAACGGCCGGGCAAGUCCUGUUUCUGAACCCAGCACGAGAGCGGGCAAGAAAGGGGAGCAGAUCCGUAAGCGGCGGUGCAAAGCAGCAUUCAGCUACGUGCCUCAGCAUGAAGACGAGCUGGAACUGAAAAUAGGGGAUGUCAUUGAGAUCGUAGCGGAGGUGGAGGAGGGUUGGUGGGAGGGAGUCCUGAACGGCAAGAGCGGCAUGUUCCCCUCCAACUUCACCAAAGAGAUCCUGCUAGAGUCCGACGGGACCUCUGGAGACACUUCGCAGGAGGACCUUCGCAGCCGCACCAGUAAGAACAGUCCAGGCAGCGAAAGCGAUGGAGGGGACAGUCUAAAGUCUGAAACGGGCUCGGUGGAAAUCCAACCCAAAAAGGUCAGAGGCUUCGGGUUCGGCGACAUCUUCAAAGACCAGCCCAUCAAGCUCCGCCCUCGCUCCGUGGACGCCGACUCUGAGGGAGACAAGGGUGCUGAGGGUAAGACGGCGAACGCCACUCCGGACACCAUGAAGGGUGACCCCGACAGCAGAGCAAAAGGACGAGAGCUGUGUAAAGUCCUGUUUCCGUACGAAGCGCAGAACGAGGAUGAGCUGUCAAUCAAAGAGGGCGAAAUCAUCACCAUUAUCACCAAGGAGUGCGCCGACGCCGGUUGGUGGAUGGGGGAGGUCGGCGGCAGGAGGGGGGUCUUCCCGGAUAACUUCGUCAAGCUGCUGGAAGCCGAGAAAGAGAGACCAAAGAAGCCUCCUCCUCCCAGCGCCCCGUCAGCCAAACACACGGCAGACAAAAAGACGGAUGUUAAGAAAGUUCCACCAGAGCGGCCCGAGCACCUGCCGCAGAGGGACCAGGAUCGAGGUGAUGAGGUGAAGGUGUGCGACCUCCCUAAGCCGUCCCUCCCGUCCGUCCUCCCCAAGAAACCCUUCCCCCCAAAGACAAGCUCCUCCUCCACCUCACAACCCCCGAGACGCCCCGAGAGACCGCCCACUUUGGCGUGUGAAAGCCCCAAGUCUGAGGGCGGGGCUUCUACGCCUGAGUCUGCCCUUGAUAGGUCACAUGACACUGAGCUAGACCUGGACGCCGUCGUCUCGUCAGCGGAGAAGCUCAGUCACCCGACGGCGUCCCGACCCAGGGUCACAGACCGCCGACCUCGUUCACAGAUCAUCACAUCGUCAUCGCUGUCCAACGCCGAUGUGGACCACCUGGCAACGGAGGACAGGAAGGAGCGGGAGCGAGCCAAAGAGGAGCAAGAACCAGUCCAGUCCACCAGGAAAGGAGUACCUGUACCUGACAUUAAAGUGCCAGUGGCCGCCAAGUCCUCCUCGUCCCUGAACCCGCCCAACAGUGGUGGCAGCGGCGGCCAUCGCCCCGCCUCUCCGUCUUCCUCCUCGGGUCUUAGCCCCUCCCCAGAGCUGCGGCAUUCUCCUAUGACUCCGCCCACGCUGGAGGAGCUCAAGAACCAGCUGCGUGAGUUGAGGACGUCCGUGGAGCUGCUGAAGAGCCAACACAGGCAGGAAAUGAAGCAGCUAACAAACACGCUGGAUGAGGAGAAAAAAAUUCGACUCAGUUUACAGAUGGAAGUGGAGCACAUAAAGAAGAAGCUGUCCAAAUGAGCGGACGCCCUCGCCAAAACGUUUGUGCCAAAUGAUCAACGUCGAUCCGACAUCAGCAGCAUCAUGGACUCAUGCCCCACCCCCCCACUCCACUACUUCAAACCACCCCACCCAACAUGAUGUCGCCUUACCUUGUGUUUACUUUUAUUUCUAACGCGCCUUCUCUCUCUCUCUUUUUUUUUUUUUUUGGUUUUAAUGCUAUUUGGUGUCGCUAGUACUGUCGGAUGUGGAUGCUGUGUUGCCAUGGCAACGACGGCACUCUCACCGGUACUGGUGUGAAGUGGGCGUGAAGGCACCUCGGAACCCCCGCAGGCCGGUUGGUCGGUGUCCACGCCGCAGCCUUCUCGCCUCUACACUCUUAUGUGUGUGUGUGUGUGUGUGUUCAUGUGUGUUUAUGUGUGUGUGUGUGUGUGUGUGUGUGUGUGUUCAUGUGUGUGUGUGUGAGAGAGAGUGAGAUGCUCACUUUUACAAGAGAGGCACAUUUUAGCCGAUUCCGGGUCCAUGACAUUUUUUAUUGCCAUUUUAUCGUUAAUUAAAUUUUGUUAGUUGCUAAAUUCAAGAAUGGACUCCAUCUUGUAGCACAAAUAACGGCGACAUUGUUAUAGCACAAUAAUUGAAAGUACAGUUUGAUAAGGCAGGGAAUCCAGCAGGGGGCAGCACAUCAUAGGUUGCAUUACAGCGGGUGUACAUUCCAUAAUGAUGAUUCCUGAGACAGCGAGCGCGCCCUCUGCUGGUAUAACAGAUAUAUAACAUAUAUGUCACCUUUACUCAGCCUCCCAAUGAACUCAUAACGCAUGAGCACAACUACGGAGUAUGAAAAAAAAACUUUAUAAUUGUCUACUUUUUCUUCAUACACACACAAAAAAAAGUUUAUUUUGAAAAUAAAAUGCACUUUUUAAACACCCACCCUCUUUAAUGGACCUAAUAAGAGCCCACGGAAGUCAAUGAUGGGAUGUUUUCUUUAGCAGUCUGUGACAUUAUAGCAAAGGGUUUUAAAGGAAUGUAGUCUGUGAAGGUGUGUGUGUGUGUAUGUAUGUGUGUGUGCUAGCAUGCACGGCUUCCUCCUCGCUAUACUAUUAUGUAUGUGCACAGAAAUCUAUGGCAACACAUCACUGUGGCCUUCCUCUUUUUUGACUCGUUUCUUUCUGUCACAACAACAAAAGAAAACAAGAAGGUUGCAAAAUUGUUUUCUUUUUUUCUCCAAGAUAGUGAUUAAAAGAAUAAGAAGAUAUAUAUUCUUUUAUAUUUCAGUGUUAAUAAAGUUGCUAUUAUGUACUGUUAUGUGUGGAUGGGU
Molecule: messenger RNA, 3362 nt
Organism: Doryrhamphus excisus (bluestripe pipefish)
Lineage: Eukaryota; Metazoa; Chordata; Actinopteri; Syngnathiformes; Syngnathidae
Gene: sh3kbp1
Product: SH3-domain kinase binding protein 1
Biological process (GO): cell migration; actin filament organization
Molecular function (GO): protein binding
Source: RefSeq, a predicted model, not a curated record